AUGAUUGAUUUAGCAAAUUAUCAUCCAGCCAUUGACGCGUUAAAAGUCAUUUCGCCUUCACUUGUUUGGUUUCAUUUUGCACCUCUUUCACUUAAUGAUGGUGUUGCUGAGUCUAGUGAUCAUAGACCACGGUGA
Diversispora eburnea is the source of this 135-nucleotide messenger RNA. The record is from the annotation of a GenBank genome assembly. NCBI's taxonomy places the organism in Eukaryota, Fungi, Glomeromycota, Glomeromycetes, Diversisporales, Diversisporaceae.